This is a messenger RNA of Epinephelus fuscoguttatus (brown-marbled grouper), 6487 nucleotides long. RefSeq names its product casc3 exon junction complex subunit (gene casc3). The transcript is spliced from 12 exons. Gene Ontology annotation, molecular function: mRNA binding. Gene Ontology annotation, cellular component: exon-exon junction complex. Gene Ontology annotation, biological process: mRNA processing. The record is from RefSeq and is a predicted model, not a curated record. Bases 44 to 2368 code for a protein of 774 amino acids. Lineage: Eukaryota; Metazoa; Chordata; Actinopteri; Perciformes; Serranidae.
CAAUCCCUCGCCUCUUUCCGGUUCCAACCAUUCGAGACCUAAGAUGGCGGACCGGCGGCGAAGGAGGAGGCGCGCGUCCCAGGACAGCGAGGACGACGACGAGUCCGGUUCGGGUUCGGACAGCGGGAGGUCGGGGUCCCCGGCGACCAGUAAGGGCCGAGCAAGGGAUCCCGAGCCGCCGGUGGUGACAGCGGCCCGGCCCGAGGCGAAGAGCGAGUCCGAGUGUGAGAGUGAAGAUGGUGUAGGAGAAGCUGUCCUCUCUGACUACGACAGUGCCGAUCCAGAAGAAAAUGGCUCCCAUUCAGAGGGAGUUGAGGAGGAAGAGGAGGUUGAACAGUACAGUGAUGAAGAAGCUCCAGCAGCAGCCAGCGAGCCCAAACCCUCGGCAGACGAAAGCUCAACAAAGGUAGAAGAGGUGGUGGAGGAUGGGGAGGAUGAAGAGAAGGAGGCAGAGAGAGAGGGAGGUGGAAGGAGUAAAGAGGAGAGCAAGGCAGAGGAGAAAGGAAACCUUGCUGGAGAGAGACAGAGCGGUGACGGACAGGAGUCUACAGACGACCCUGAGACAAAGGCGGGAGGAAAACCAGGUCAGAAGCUCGACGAUGACGAGGACAGAAAGAACCCUGCCUACAUCCCAAGGAAGGGUCUGUUCUUCGAGCACGAUGUCAGAGGGCAUGCUCAGGAAGAGGAGAGACCUAAAGGUCGAAACAGGAAGUUGUGGAAGGAUGAGGGUCGCUGGGAGCAUGACAAGUUCAGGGAGGAGGAACAGGCGCCGAAGAGCCGCGAGGAGCUUAUUGCAAUCUACGGCUAUGACAUCAGAAAUGGUGGUGGCUCCGGAGACCGACCAUACCGGCAGCGCAGGCCGAGACAAAAUACAUCUCCCAACAGAGACAAGCGGUGGAGAGAUGGAGGAGGAGAGCGACCGGUUCGAUCAUGGCAGAGUGGAGGAGGAGGUCUAAACCGAGGAGGAACUCCACCUUCAUCAAACCACCCCUCCUCUACAUCCCCCUCCUCUGUUCCUCUUUCCUCUGCUCAGCGUGGCAGCAAUCCCUCCAGACCACCUCCCUCUCGCAGCAGACCAUCCCACCAGAAUCAAAUGCACCUUCCGCCUCAGUCACAGUACAGGAAUAAUGAAUCAAACAUACCCCAGAUGCACCCUAGGGAACGACAGGGCCCUAAAGCUCAGUCUGACCCAACAGGAGACAGGGGUGGGGUCAGCAGGGGAGGACGUGGUGGUGGUGGUGGUGGGGGAAGGGGGCCUUCUGUGGUCAUUGAGGAUAUUGCAGUCAGCCAAGGAGGCGUUAGGGAACAGGACCUAAGUGUUGUAACGACAGCGGCAUCGUCGCAGCCAGGCGGUUACCAGUCUACAUCACCAAGACGACAGCAGCAAGAACAGCGAGGGAGCGCUGAUAGAUCUGCGGCAGGAUCAACUGCUCCCUCCUCCACCUCUGACCCCUCCCUUCAGACAUCAGCGACCAAUCGGGAAGCCUCUCCUCCCACCGAGCGGCCGGUGGAGCGUAAAUCUUACUCUCUGGCACGCAGGACUCGCUCUCGGCCCGCUGACCUGGGCAGCAAACAGCCAUCUAUGGAGGAGUCUGCAGCUGGAGGGAACACCUCCUCCCCAGGCGGCGUGGUGGGAAAGAGCUGGGCAGGAGCAAGCGAUGGACCGAGUCAGGCGGGUGGAGGAGGUGGAGGGCUGACAGAGCUGGACCAGGAUGUGGCUCGACUCAGUCUGGUUGGACAGAGCUGGAGCCAGAGCCCAUCAUCCUACAUGCGGUCUGAGAUGAGAGGCCUCCCUAGUACCAUGCACAUCCCCAGUGGCCCGCCCCAGUUCUCCGGCAUGGAGGAGAUGGGUGUCGGCUCCAAUCGAGCCAAACGCUACUCAUCCCAACGUCAGAGAGCCGUACCUGAGCCAGCACCACCGAUGCACCUGGGAGUGAUGGAGGGACACUACUAUGAACCCAUGUCGUACCAGGGACCAAUCUACGGGGACGGCCCCGCCCCCAUCCCGCCACAGGGCAUGCUGGUCCAGCCUGAGAUGCACAUCCCCCAUCCUGGUCUCCAUCCCCAUCAGUCGGGCGGCCCGAUCGCUAACCCCGCCCUCUACGGUGGCCCAACUGUUUCUCUGUCUCCGGGGCAACCGCAGCAGCUGCUGCCACCGCCUUUCUACCCUCCACCGGGGGUCAUGACCUUUCCUUACCCCACCAUGUACCCAAGUCCACAGGGCCAGGCCCAGGUGACCUACGGAGGUGUGACAUACUACGACACGAUGCAGCAGCAAGCUCAGCCCAAGCCUUCACCUCCCCGCCGCACAUCCCAGCCCGUCACUGUCAAGCCCCCCCCUCCGGAGCUGCACUUCGCCUCAGAGUGACCCGCCCCCCCUCACCCCUCCCCGCCAUCCAGUCUCAGCCUCACUCUGAUCCGAAAACUACAGGAGUGGAAUGGGAGGGUCAGUGAGGAGCUGCGGUCCACAAUGGCAACCACCAACAUUAUCCAGAGAGGGAGGGACAGAUGGAUGGAGGUGAAGUCGGACUCUGCAGGUGAUCCACAGCGUCACUGGUGGAAUAUGACUUUUUCUUUAUAGUUUCACCUUUUGUUUUCGACCCUGUAGCAGUGAGGCGACAUGUCAUAAGCCAGACUGUUCUGUAACUCUGCAGUCGCAGGUUUGAUCCCACCAACGUGUCUUUUGAGCAACAACAAAUCUGAACUGGAAAUGUACUAACAUCUGCCUGUCGGAGUGAUGAGCUCAAACCCUUUAGAAGCAUUUAACGUCACGCAGAGUUGGAUGGACGAAGUCAAACUCUCAACGUUGGGAUCAGAGUUGUCAGUCUUGAAUUUUUAUUUUUUUUUUUACAGUGAAGUUUGCUGUUUCAGCAGGAUUGGGACUGAACCCUAAAAACAGCAGUGAACAGGCAAUAUAAACGGUUUCUUUGUUAUUCCGUUAUCAGCUCAUCAGUUUACUUUAUACUAUACUUCAGCUAGUGUUUUGUCCUAAUAGGAAACGGGAAGUAGUUUGUCAUUUUCCAUCAUUGUUACUACAAAAAGUUCAAACAAGAUUAAAAAAAAACAAAAAACAGAAGCUAACUAAAAAUAAAACAGAAUUUAUGAGCAAUUCGGGGGAUGUUUGUGAGAAAUGGUUAUGUAUAUAGUUUGAAUGCAGCUCUCAGUGUCAUGUCACAGCUAGCACGGUGCUUCCUGAAAACCUCCAGAUGUUACCGUCAUGUUACAGCUGGCUGGAGUUUGUUAGUUUUGGAUGUUUUUCCCCUCCACACAGACAGACAGACAGACAGACAGACAGACAGACAGACGGUUCUUGCACUUGAAGAUCUCUGCAUUUGUUACUGUGACUGUCUUUUAAAUGGGAAACAUAGAUUCAGAAAUCUGCGUAGCUGCAUGUCAUCUUCAGUCUAAUUUAUGCUCGAUCACUCUGCACCCCGUCAGGCUGCAACUUUAGUCGACAAAACCCCAAAUAUUUGAUAUAAAUGUUAAAUCAGUUGUUACAAGUCUUGUCAGUUAAUUUUCUUUUGAUCUUGAGACUCUAACUGCAACUCAUUAAAUUUUUUUUUUCAUAAUGUCAUAGACUGUAAAGAGAACAGAAAAGAGGCAUGCUGUCAUUUCUCCUUCUAAAAAACCCACACAAUCACAGAAAUGUAUGUCUGUAGAUUAAGUCUGGCCGACGUAGAUAAAAAUCUCAAUUUUCCAAGCUUUUAAUACAUUUUUUCCUGAAACAAGACUAAAAUAUGAUUAAAACAUCAGAUAUUCUAUGACUUUGUGACUGCGAGCAUAUUUAAAAAAAAAUAAAAUACAGGUUAUCCCAAACACUGUUAGCGCCACCACACUGUUACACACUUCAAAUAGAGCAGUGACGUGUAGAUCAGUGAUCACUGUCAGCACAGACAGAGCUAGCCCAGCAGGUUGACACACUGAACAAAGUAGAAUCUCCAUACUGAUCAAGUCUGUUGUUGUAAACAGAGAUAAUUCCUCGUCAACAAACAGAGCACAGAUCAGUUUCAGAGUCUCAUUGCAGUUUGUCCUCUUGGAAAUUUGACUAUUAGAUUUACUGCAAGUUAAACAGCUGCACACCUGGAGUCAUAACUGGCAGGUAAACUGCAGCAGGUGUUCAUGAAGUUUGAGCAAAUGGUGUGUUUACACAGGACUGCUGUAACUCCAGACGGACUCCAGACGGCUCAUGUAGCAGCUGUCAUUGACGUUACUUGUUAAAAUAACCUUUUUGUGCACAGUGUAAUAAUUCAGUGUACAUGACGAAAAAGUGUACACAUCGUGCUAAAAAAAAUAUUCAAAUUAAUCUGAUUGAUUACAUCCAUCACCCAGCCCAGGGACGUUGCUUUCUUUUUAUGUUUCUUUAUGGUGAGUGCUGCUAUGGUAACAGCCCAUCCAAUCACACUCUGUUAUAGACUUUGACAUAACUGAUUUGACAGUUAGGCCAAUGCUGCGUUCACAUGAAAUCAAGAAAAGCAUGACAAUGAAUUUAGGAGAGGCCAGUAGGGAAUACCAGUAAUUGUAGACAGCAUUACUGCUAAAAUAUUUGAAUUUUUUCAGCCCUCCAGGACUGAAUUUACAACUGAAUGUUGCAUAGUUUUUCACACAAGGUGAAAACAAUUAAUAAACGGACAUUACCAAAAAAAUGCAUGAAAUAAUAAACACAAAAUAAUUUGAUUUAAUUCUUUGUACAUAAUACAGUACCGCCAUUAAGUUGCACGUUUUGUUUGUUCUUCCUGUUGCGUCCAAAAGAUGUUGUCCAUCUGCCGCCUGCCUGAUUCCAUGUGAACACAGCAUGAGUCAUACGAUACAAACAAAAUAAUCUCACAGAAGACGUAAUGUGAUUAUAAAAUUAAACAUUAAAGGAAUACUUCACCCACAAAAUUACCAUUUAUAUAUCAAUUAUUCAUGUUGUGUUAACUUCAGUUUGUUGAUAAAAUGUGUUUUUCUUGCAUGCCUCCGGUGAACUAAGAAUCCAAAAACAGGACUAUAAGUGAAACUUAUCUAAGCUUUCAUUUUUAGUCCCAGUCAGAGAGGACCGAAGGAGAGGCAAUGCAGCAUAGACUUGGAUUAUACUGCACGAGCUGUGUCAGAGUUUGUAAACAGAUGUUUUACUUUAGUUUUGCCGUUGUUAAAUGUGCUCCCUUCAGUUAAUGCACAAUAUUUGCAGUUUUUGGAUUCUUUGUUUUUCUUGCAUGCCUCAAAUGAAAGAAGUCUUCCUCACAAAUUGAUGUUGACAUGCUGUGAAUAGUUGAUAUAUAAGAGGUCAUUUUGUUGGUGAAGAACUCAUUUAAAAUAUAAAAUCAGUGUAUUGGACCUUUAAAUCCUGUUCAUCUGCUCACACGAAUGCACUUUUUGUUUAUUUUCUGACAGCAGCUUUUUACUUUUGCAGAGAGUGAAACAAAAGAAAAGUUGCACAGAAGUCCGUCGGCCGUCUGAUAUCAGCUGCUGCUGCUGGGUGGAGGCAUUUCUUGUUGCUGUACAUAGAAAUCUAAAUGUGUAUAUAGAAGCUUGAACAGAUAAAUAGAGCAGUAAACAUAUUCUAAUGAUACUACUAGUGCUACAGAACAGUCAGAUCUGAUUCAGAGCGCAUCGGCAGGGACCUUGAAUGUUAACGGUGGAUAUAAUUUAGAGAGAGACGACUAAGGAGCUGUGUGGCUUUAGCUUUGGUUUGUUUUGUAUUCUUUUCCUUUUUGAAAUGUUUAAUUUUAAUGAUUUUUUUUUAUUGUUAGUGAAUGCAGGAGUGAAACGACGACUUCCUGCCUGAUUUCUUUGUUUUCACAUGUUAACAGGCAACACUGAGGAAACCACUUUAUAAGACAGAAACUAUUAAUUCUUCGUUUGUUUGUUCUGCAACAAAAAUACAUUUUCAGAGAUGAAAGUAAGCAAAAAUAAAAGUGUAUUUUUCUCUUCAUUUUCCAGCAAUUUAUUUUACAUUAAAGGAUUUAGUGUUUGUGGUUUGAUGUCAAAUUAAACACAGAUAUUUAGUGCUGCCUGAACAAAAUGUCAGCCUGAUAUAUAAUGAGAAUUUCUAAUGAACUCAGUCAUGACAGAAAGCUCCUCUGCCCUGUCGGACCCCUUUGUAGUCAGGUCAUUAAAGCUGUCCUGAUGUUCUACUUAUAUUUACGUUAAUACAUAUGACAGUGAUAUUAACAUGAGCACAGCUGCUGGGCCUGUAAAUGAGCGCAGACAGAACUUAAUUCAUACUGAUUGUUCUUUGAUGUAGAAACGUCAAACAUAAAGGAUGUGUGGUGUCGUUAGGAGCAACACUUUAUUUACUCUGAGCUCAGCAGCAAUAUGAUUUAUUUCAUUUUCUUCAAAUUUUGAACUUUAAUCCUAUUUAGUUUUAUUUUGAACAGUAUUACGACCAGUAUUCUGCUUUAUUGCAGCAACAACUUCCAAAAUCUUGAGCAGCUGCUUUGAUUUAAAAAAAACAAACAAACAAAAAAAAAAAACGUACUAAAAGGUGAGAUGAUAAAAAUAAAUCAUU